GUAAAACGUGUGUCGGUCAGUAAAUCGUCGACCGCCGGAGUGAAAGACGGAGAGUAAAGGUACCACAAGAGACACCAUCGCUAGAGCUAUUCAUUCCAUCGCGAGAAUCGAACUGGAGCUAGCCGAAAGGAAGCAAAAGUAGAGGUGGACGACGUUAUUCCAACAAUCCAAACGCAUUGCCGAGUACGCGUUGCUUAAGCACUUACAAAGAAUUAUUCGUUCCCAAAGAAGUGUUCACGCUGAGCAGAGGAACGAAUUAAACACGCGUGUGUUAUCAUCGUUAUCUAUCACCGGAAGUGAUUGUUAUUACUGUUACUGUUAUAGUUGUUAUUAUUAUUAUUAUUAUUAUUAUUAUUAUUAUUAUUGUACUUUUUCUUUUCUUUUUUCUUUUUUUUUUUUUUUUUAUCUUCCUCCUGUUCUCUUUUUCUUUUUCUCUUUUUCCCUUCUCUUGUUUCGUUCCGUUUACGUUUCGUUUUGUUCGAUUUAAAACGGACUCUCCCGGAAAACAAAAGUCUCCUCGACUUCCUUUCAUCCCUCUUUUCGAUUUUGUCAUUUUUCUUUUGUCUACAUUCUUUUUUCCCUUUCCCUUUCUUGUUUUUUUCUUUCUUUCUGUCUUUCUGUCUGCUCUCUCUCUCUCUUUCUCUUUUUAUCUUCGUCUCCCUUCUCUCCCUUUCUUUCAUCCUCACGUCCACCCUUUUUGGUUUUGUCAACUCAACGUUGGUUUCGUGAAAACGUACGGAUCGCGUGUGACCAGGCAGCGCGAUGCUCGAAGGAUUCGCGAUAGCGCGGAGCACGAUAAUAGGAAUCGUGGCGUUACUGAUCGGAUUUAACAGCCAUGAUCAUGCAUGCGAAGGAUUGCAAUAUCAACCGGUUGAGAUUUAUGGAAACGCCGAGGAAUGUGCUUUGAUCCUAGAUGGUCCUGGCAGGACUAGCGUUUUCGAUUACACUUAUAAUUUACUUCGAGGAAAUUUUCCACCUACUGCAGGAUCGCAGACCUGUAUCACCUACGAUGCCGUUAAUCAUGCCUAUAUCGAGGCGAGGAAACGCAUCAACGUCGCAAAGCCUAAACACGAAAUAUGGAGACCCGAGGAUCUGGCUACGGUCGGUGAACUCUUACUUGACAUAUCAACUAAUUUAGCUCAAAUAUACGGCCUGACAUUUGAGGAUAUUGAGAAAAAUCUUCCAUUGAUCGAUACAUCGAAAACAUUGAUACGCGAGAUAUGUCCCGCUUUUCUAAGCAACGUCGAAUGUCGACCGGGAAAAUAUCGAAGAUACGAUGGGCUAUGUACAAAUUUACAAAAUCCAACAUGGGGUUCAACUUUGUCGCCAUUCACAAGAUUAAUGCCACCACGAUUUUCCGAUGGUAUAUCAGCACCUAGGAUAGCCGUAAGUGGACGAGAAUUACCAUUGUCCAGAAUAGUAUCUCGUACGAUGCAUCCAGAUGAGGGAUAUCACGAUCAUGCUGGUACUGUCAUGGUGAUAGCCUGGGGCCAAUUCAUGGAUCAUGAUUACACGCUUACUGGAACGCCCUUAGAUCCUCUAAAUCGUAAUGAUCCGGAAGAAUGUUGUUCUCGUCCACCGCAUUUAAAGAAUCCAUAUUGCAACGAGAUACGUAUACCAGAGGACGAUUACUUCUACAGAUUGUUUAACGUUCGAUGCAUGGACUUUGUACGAGCGUUUCCUGCAGUUCGACCAGGAUGUCGUCUUGGAUCACGUAUACCUUUCAAUUUGUUAACCGGAGUUUUGGAUGGAAAUACCGUUUACGGUAUUACGGAGAAUUUUUCUAGAAAACUCCGAAGCGGUUAUGGCGGAUUGUUAAGAAUGAAUCCAGUUUUUAAUGAGUACGGAUUGAAAGAUCUAUUGCCAUUGAAAUUAGAUAUACCAGACGAAGGAUGCACUCGUCCGAACAAAUCGAUGUACUGUUUCGAAGCAGGUGAAAUUCGAGUUAACGAGCAGUUGGUAUUAACGUGUAUGCAUACGUUGGUAGCAAGGGAACACAACAGGAUUGCUAAAAUACUCACUCGUAUUAAUCCUCAUUGGGAUGACGAGACAUUAUUCCAGGAAUCAAGACGCAUAGUCAUCGCUGAAAUCCAACAUAUCACUUAUAAUGAAUUCCUCCCGAUUCUUUUGGGAAAAGACGUUAUGGAGAAGUUUGGACUUCUUCUUGAGAAAAAUGUAUAUUGGGAUGGAUACGAUCCAACAGUAAAUCCUGGUGUUAUCGAUGCAUUCGCCGCUGCUGCAUUUAGAUUUGGACAUUCCUUGCUACCAACUGCGGUCGAACGUUGGAGCAAAGCUCAUAAAUUUAUUGCUUCGAAAAGAUUAUCAGAUCUAAUUAGAAGACCGUACGAUCUAUAUCGCGCUGGAGUUUUGGACGAAUACUUUAUGGGAUUAAUGAAUCAAGUUGCCCAAGCUAUGGACGAUUCGAUAACACAAGAAGUGACAAAUCAUUUGUUCAAAAAGGUUGGUGCUAAGUUCGGAAUGGAUUUGGUAUCAUUCAAUAUGCAACGUGGAAGAGAAUUUGGUAUACCGAGUUACAUGGACUUCCGAAAAUAUUGUGGAUUACCCGAGGCUAAGACCUUCGACGAAUUGUUCGGAUCCAUGCCAAACGAGACUAUUGGACGAUAUAGCUCCAUUUUCGAACAUCCAGCGGACGUAGAUCUGUGGUCCGGUGGUGUAUCAGAGCGACCACUUCCGGGUAGUAUGCUUGGUCCAACCUUUGCCUGUGUAAUCGCUACGCAAUUUAGCCAUUCACGACGUGGUGACAGGUUUUGGUACGAAUUACCGAACCAACCAUCGUCCUUCACUCUCGAUCAACUCAAUGAAAUUCGUAAAACGAAACUUGCUAAAAUGAUAUGCGACAACACAGACCUAAUAGACACCAUACAAAUAUAUCCAAUGGUUCUGCCUGAUCAUGAAAUCAAUCCACGAGUACCAUGCCGUAGUGGUGUAUUACCAAGUAUAGACCUGAGCAAAUGGGCCGAGUUUCCAACGAGCCAUUCAACGCAAUAUCGUCGACAAUCUCGCGAACCUAAUCGAGAUGUGAUACAUUUUCUACCUAAACCUUAUCAAAGAUUAUUCGAAUUCAAUUCGAAAAAGAAAAACCUUGGGAAAAAAGACGAAAAUGUUAAUAAAUAUAAAUCCGUAUUAUGGACGAGAAUCGUACGAACGGUAACGACGAUCGACGUCUUAUCAAAGAGCAUAGAAAAUGAUACGAUAUUCGAUAAAGAUUUUAAACGUGUUCCCGUAAUCGAUGGCGUCAUCGAUUUUAACAGGAUCAUCGAGAAAAUUCGUGAAAAAAAUAAAAGGAUUAAUACACUGAAGAAUAAACGAUUCUCGAGAGAAAUAAAUGGUAAAAGUAUUACGGGUAAACGAUUCAAACGUUCCACAUUAGGUCUGAAUAAUAAUACUAAUAAUAAUAAUAAUAAUAAUAAUAAUAAUAAUAAUAAUAAUAAUAAUAAAAAUUCGUCGUACGUAAACAUGGAAAAUAUUCAUAACAAUUUGAAACUCUAUCGACAUCCUAAAUUCACUCAGGAGGAUGAAAAAUCAAAGAAUAUCGAUACGAGUAUAAACGUUAAUAAUGAUUUUUACAAACGCAUAUGGGAGAUAAUUAACAGUUCACGUCCAAGUUUUAAAAUCGUGGUACCGUCUACGAGAACAUUGAGAGAAACGCAGAAAGAUAUUUUCAAGGAUGAACAAGUAGCAUUGUCCAGUUCAGAAAUCGAGGAUUUAAAUCUUCCUUAUAACGAGACUGGGUCUUUGAACGAGAAAAAGAAGUCAUUUACCGAUGUACCUUUCGACGAGAAAAGACCUUCAGAGGAAGAGGAGGAUGAGUUUGAUAAGUAUGUUAAAGUAAUUGAUACGAAACACGUCGGCAAUCGUUCAACAUUUGAUCCAUCGUUCAAAUCGAAGAAUAAAAUGCUUCAUAACGAUCACAAAGUUAUCUCUAAUAUUAACGAUGAAUCAUCAUCGUAUAUUGAUUCUAAUCGAAAUGGAUAUUCUUCAAACGAGAAUAUAAUAUCGUUUGAUACCUCGAAAGAACCUAAAAAUGAGAGCAAAAAGGAUAUCGUUAAUUAUUCUCCUUCCGUGCCAAUAGAAAAAUUUGUGGAAAAUAACAAAUCUACAAUCGAUUACAAUCUAUACAAUAUCCCUUAUGUCGAGGUACCCGAUUACACGGACGAAAGGGAAGAAAGUUUAGACGAGGAGGAUCGUCUACGUGCUAAAUCACAAAAUUCAAAUUCUAAGAAUUUAUCGAUUGACUCUAUUGACCGAGCGAUGAUAAUAAUAAAUACUACGUCCGAUCAGGCGUAUUCAGUGGGGAAAAAAAAUGAAACGAUUGACAAACAUGAUAAUCAAUCGCCACGAUCAAUGGCUACGAAGAACAUUAAAUCAUUCGAAUUUUCUGAUCCUUCGAAGAACGAUAUGAUUAAUCGUGAAAAAACGAAAAUGAAUGAGAAUAAUGUUCAAAGUUCCGAGUCCGAAGUUAAAAAUAAGUCGAAUGAUGACUUUGCCCUAUCCGAUAUCGAUUUUGAUAUAAACGAAUAUAGAAAGCCAUUCGAUUUGGAUGACUUUUUAAAAAACGAACCAUUUUUUCAUGAACUCAAAAAUAACAAUAACAAUAAACGAAACAGUAAGGAACCAUCGUCGGAUAAUAAUAAAAAUAAUUAUUCCUUUAUGUCGAAAAAUGCAAAUAACAACGACGAGGAUCCUUCCGAGGAUACGAAGGAAUAUAUUGGAAUAAACGACGACAUGUUAAGCGAAGAAAAAGAUUUUCUCGAUCGUUAUUUUACCAAGGACGUUGUCGACAAAUUAAAAGCGAAUUCGGACGAGGAAAUUCUCAUGGAAAACAAAAGGAAAGAUAUGGAAGAAAAUAAGAAGAGGAACUUAAAAACGUUGUCAUCAAUUCUUCAGAAAAAGGAUCGAAUUUCAAGAUUCGACGAGGAAGUGAAUAAGGAUAUCGAGGACGGUGUAAAAAAAGCUCCCUCCUUUUAUAAGAAUUAUUGGUCUCUGGAGUACAAGUUGCCUGGUACGAAGGAUAUAAAAAGAGACGAAGAAAAUAUGAAUUAGAAAGAUUUGUGAAAAGGUAUACGCGCCGAUCAAUUUAUACUCCUAUUAAAUUAUCUACAAACAAAAUUGACUAAUACACAUAUAUAUAUAUAUAAAUAUAUAAAUAUAUAAAUAUAUAAAUAUAUAAUAUUACACUCUUACUAUAUUAUAUUAUAUUUUUUUAUAUAUAUGAGCCAUUGAUUUUGAAAGUGAGGCGAGUCCAUUAUUUUUUGUAUUCCUUUUUUAC
Vespa crabro (European hornet) is the source of this 5290-nucleotide messenger RNA. RefSeq names its product chorion peroxidase (gene cysu). NCBI's taxonomy places the organism in Eukaryota, Metazoa, Arthropoda, Insecta, Hymenoptera, Vespidae. Bases 763 to 5064 code for a protein of 1433 amino acids. Gene Ontology annotation, biological process: response to oxidative stress. The transcript has 17 exons. Gene Ontology annotation, molecular function: heme binding; peroxidase activity. The record is from RefSeq and is a predicted model, not a curated record.